GUGUGGCAGCUGAAAGGAGAAUGGUCACGAGCGUAGUUGCGAAGGCUGCUGCCCAUGAGCUAUGCGCCACUUUUGACGACGACGAAGAAGAAGAAGAAGAGGCCGCCGCUGGAACGCCACUGUUCAGGACGCAAAGCUCUCUAGGCAAAUUAAGCUCUUGCUCUACACGAAGGUUUCCCGGAGCAUCCAUCGGCACCUCUGCUGUAAUCCCGAUAGGGCAAUCGCCACUAAGUAUGGACCGCAACAUACCCGCACCAGUUCCUCGAACUCUGGAGCCAGUGCAUAACCAGCCAAGGAGGGCACAUAUUAAAGCUGCAUCGACGUCACCGCACGUCCAACCACUACGACUGCAGCAUAAUGUCAUCCAGGACCAAAGCAAACCCAUACAGGAACAGCCAGUUUCAGCGCAAGGCAGUCGUAAUCCCAAAUCGCUCGCCGGGGCAUCAAGGGAUCCCCCGACACAAAAAGAGGAGACUCAGGGAGAUUUGGGCUUCUUGGACAACAGAGGUCAACUAAUCAUACACUAUAUGGAACAUACAGGUGACGAUCGGCUCCUUGUGUGCGACAGCGAUGGUAGCAUGACCUGUUCCUUCAGUCAGGAGCAAAAUUGCUGCGAACAGGUCUGUUGCCUGGGAAACGCCAGUUGCGCCCUGCAUGGUAAGGACGUUAAGGGUCGUCUUGAGCUGGAGCUGUACCGACCGCUACGAUGCCAGAGCGGAGUCAGAGGAUAUUACUGCUGCAGUUUUUCUAGACAGCUACAAAGCACUGUUCUGGAAGAUCCUAAUUUGUCAGAGGCGUCGUAA
Ornithodoros turicata is the source of this 803-nucleotide messenger RNA. RefSeq lists its product as uncharacterized. The transcript is spliced from 6 exons. Lineage: Eukaryota; Metazoa; Arthropoda; Arachnida; Ixodida; Argasidae. Bases 21 to 803 code for a protein of 260 amino acids. The record is from RefSeq and is a predicted model, not a curated record.